Astrephomene gubernaculifera is the source of this 1066-nucleotide messenger RNA. NCBI's taxonomy places the organism in Eukaryota, Viridiplantae, Chlorophyta, Chlorophyceae, Chlamydomonadales, Astrephomenaceae. The record is from the annotation of a GenBank genome assembly.
CGUAUACGAUGGCACAUGUUCCACUUCACUAGGUCAUCUGAAUCUGAAUCCCACUGAAUCAUUGGCACACCUACCGGCUACCAUGCAGCGUGUUGUGAUAAAGCCCUUUAGGUCAGCAGGCCCCGCUUCUUGUGCCCGUGUUCUUAAUCUAAACAGGAGACCUAUAUACUUUGUACCAAGAGCACAGGCCACCGACAACGAGGAGCAAAAAGCUAGCUUAAGCAGCGUGGAUGGCGAAAAGCUGUCUAGCGACGAGUCGUCACGGCUAAGUGCUCUUCGACGACAACAGCAAGUCGACCUCGCCAAAGACACAAACCCCAUACAGGGUGCUCUUGAGGAAGCGCAACUAAUCACAUGGCCCAAGCCGCAAAAGGCGGCUCUUGACACCGUGUUGGUGUUGUUCAUCGUGGUGGGGUCCGGGGCGAUGCUGUUCGGAAUGAAUGUGCUGCUAGCGGAGCUCUCGGAAUGGUGGUACCACCUGGCCUGAACGCGCCGGGGCGCUGUAGCUGCCCGUGCUGUCACGAGGGGAAAGAAGGGUGCACUAGUGUGUUGAGCGCAAUUUUGGAAGGAGUGCGCUUUAAGUUUAGGAAGAGGCUCGAGUGGGGAUGCUGGUAUGGGUGUGUUUUUGGCGGUGUACUAGCUUGUCGUGCGUGUCGUGAAGCGUGUUAGAGCGUGCAAUUUGUAGGAAUGCCGUCGCAUGUCGGAUUAUCGUAGUUACGUCUGGAGUAACAGGAGGGUUUGCCAUACGGUAUUGCUGGUUGUGGGGUGUUUUGUCUUUACCCCGCCUGGAGGACCAGUGUCCUCCAGGCGUCCUGGAGGACCAGUGUACGACCAGCGUUGGGCAGCAGUUGGGUGUAUAGGGCCAACUCCACGACAACCCAUGGACAGAUGGACUUCACACCAGUUGUGGUUACUGAGGUUUCGAAGUCCUUUCCCUGGAGCAAAUGAUGCUACUGGUUGUGGGGCAUGCCCUCACCUCGCCUGGAAUAUACCAGUGUGACCAUCGCUCGUUGUUACCAUGAAUUGAAAACCCUGGGCGACCAUUGAAUGUAGGUUCACGCGCGCA